CUGAGGAAGUUCGAAAACAUGAAUGUUAAAGUAAUACGCAGCAUUGCAGUAAUUUAAUGAAAUUACCUUAUAGUUACCUUAUAAUUGUUUAAAUAAGAGCAAAAUAAGAAGAGGAGAAGAUGAAUAGUUGUGGCAUGAGGUAUGGUGAUGAAGGAGUAUUUAUAGAUGGUAAAGUAAUAUCGAUAAGAUGAGAAUGAAAUAGUUGUGGUAGCAGGUGUCAAUAUUAUCAACUAAUUGCUAUUACAACUUGUUUUAAUUACAUAUUUCUCAUCCAUUCAAAAGCUUAUCAAUUGAUUGCUAUUUUAUGGUACAUAUAUUUAAUUUCUUCAGUUAAUUGAAUCUCUAUUAGUGUCUAAUUAUUGUAGAUGUUAAAUUUUAUUUACCCAGUGUUACUGAAAUUGCUCUUUCUUAAUUACCUUGUCUUUACCAUGUCCUUAUCUGUCUCAAUCACUUCAUUUAUAGGAACAAUUCCACCUAUGAAGAAGUAUUGAAAGAUGUUGUUCGGAACUUACCAAAGGAUGUUGCUUUUAUGGUGAUGGUCACUAGAAAAUGAAAUGACAAGUUUGGAUUGAAAAAUCCAGCAAUCAAAUCCGUUGAAAUGAUUUUGAUGGAUGAAAAGGUUACAAUUAUUUUUCUGUGUCAUAUACUACAAAUGGCUUUUUAUAUUUGCUCUAUUGUACACAUCUGCAUUUUCUUCAAAUCUAGUUUAUUGUUACAUUCCUAAUUGAAAUGUAACAAUCUAUUCAUUUUCAGUACACACUUUGACUACAUACAAUUGAUUAUUUUUUAGCAAAUCACUUGCAGAUUUUUUCAGUAAAUUGUGAUCACAAUACUGUCCUAUAGAGUAACUUGGGGGAAACCAAAAGUUUUAUCUUUUGUAGAACAAAAUGAAAAAUAUGUCCACAUUUUCUUGACACAAACAAGUUGCAUUACGACUUGAGAAAAAAUGUGGCCGGGAAAUACUGAUGCCCAAUAUGAUAAUAUUAUUUUGUUUAGUAUAGUAUUGAUAAAGUAUAUGGGCACGGACCCGGUGGCCCACAUACUCAGAAGACUAAUAAGAGGACAACUGACACCCAUGUGGUCCUUCAUCGACUUGGACCUCCUUCGUCCAGGAAGACCAGCUCACAAAAUACGGCCCGGAAGCCCAAGAGCAGAAGUUUGGUCCUCCAUCGGUCAGGCCCUCCAUCGGCCAGGCCCUUCUUCGGCCAAUGGGACUCCAACAAACUAUAAUUUGUACUUAGCUCUAUAAAUCAUGUAUUCGGCCCAUUAGAGGUCUAAUUUUGUAUCGGGCCUCCCGGACCCGAGUCUUGGGACCCAAACCCACAUUUUCCCUAUAAAAUAGCCCCCUAGGGGUUGUUAUGGGGGUUGUGAAAUAUUAAUUACCAGCACUUUCUCUUUCUAGCUCUCCCUUCUUUGUAGAUAUAUACUCUAUCAAGUAUAUUUUUAAGUUUAAAAAAAACUGUCCAUUGAAAAAUUGGUAUUCUUGGUUCAUUUGGACAUGAAUAUUUUCUUUAGUUUUUUUAGUAAAGGAGUAUGCUUUUUUGAUCAUUCAAACUCUGAACCUUUACAAUUUUUACAUACACUCUUGCUGACUUUUUAUACAUUUGUGUUUUACCUUUUAACUUUAUUCAUUUUAAUCUUAAUUUGUUUAGUGAUUGUCUGAUUGAUGGUUUUAAAGGUAAUUUAAGUACCAAUUCAUUAUUAAUGCUUUUACUAGCGUGUGACAAUUCAAGCCACAAUUUCAAUACAACUUAUUCGUCAAUUCGAAUAUGUUCAAGAAGGAUUGAUUUAUGUUAUCGCGCACCUAAAUGUGAAGGAUAACGAAGGAAAAUAUAGACUCACUGGUCAUUCAUACCGCUUUGAGUUUACUCUGUACCCAAAUUAAAGUACCGAGAACAAACAAGCGGUCUUAGUUUUCCGCCAUCUAGGUUCAUAUUUUCCAGCUUCGCGGAUAUUCAGAAGCUGCAAAGCAGUUAAGAUCCUUAUUUGAUAGGUACUUUUUUCAAUUAAAACACAUACUAUUCGUAUAUGCAGUUGUGGUUUUGUUUCCUUAUUAUUGGUGCUUAUGAUCUGGCUCAAAAAUUAUAAAGCAGUAAACAAAGAAAGGUGAUUGGUAUGCUGAUUUCCGUUUGACAAACUUGGAGUUAAGUUUCCUUUAAACUAUCUCUUGCCUAUUAUAUAUGAAUUAUGAAUUAUUUAUCGUAAUAUUUAAAUUUCUUGUUAUACUUACGCUUUGAUUGUACUAUUGUGCAGGGGCGAGAGUGUGUUAUGUUGUACUGUGUACGGUGAAUAUGUGCUUCAAGUAUUUGACUUCAAGACAAACCACCAAGUGUAUUCCAAGCCAAACAACUUCAUCUUGUGUUACUCUGAGAGAUGACAUUACUGAUGUCGGGUUUACCAUGUCUCUUUCUGAUUUAGAGACAGCUAAAGAGGUUAAGUGUUGAUGGUUUUACGCUCAGAUUGAUUCAACCCUCUCAGUAAAGAAUUGGGCUUAUUUGGGAUGCAAUGCCAAGACUUGCUUUAAAAAGUUGAAAUAUUAGGGAGCGUCACUUUACUGCUACAAGUCUACAACUGUCGAGAGGUGAAACAGGCAGGUAUUUGGAGAUGCAUGUUGAAAUUGAGUGUCAAACAUGGUAACCGUUUUGCUGAAGUAGUCAUGUGAGAUGAGGUGUCAUGUAAGCUGAUCGAGAAAGCAACAAAUGAACCAAAUGACUGUCUUAACAUGGUAAAUUGUUCAUUUAUAAUGUUGGUUCAUUUUUCUCUGGCAUUAACAUUAUGACCAUGUGAUAACAUUAAUCAUUUUCUUCUUUUAUGCAAGACACUUUAUCAACUUCUGACGUUCACAAUGGUAUAUCUUGGAUCUCAUUGAUUGAGAAUUGAU
Cuscuta epithymum is the source of this 2881-nucleotide messenger RNA. The record is from the annotation of a GenBank genome assembly. NCBI's taxonomy places the organism in Eukaryota, Viridiplantae, Streptophyta, Magnoliopsida, Solanales, Convolvulaceae.